Danio rerio (zebrafish) is the source of this 5768-nucleotide messenger RNA. Lineage: Eukaryota; Metazoa; Chordata; Actinopteri; Cypriniformes; Danionidae. The record is from RefSeq and is a predicted model, not a curated record.
CCAAUCACAUCAGACGUGAUUUUUCCAGCCAUAUGCUGCUCAUAUCAGUCAUUUUAAACUUUUUGCUUGAUUUUUUUUGUUCUUGGAGAAAAUUUCAAUACUUGCAUAUGGAUUUGUAACUGAUACAGGCAGGAACACAAGAGUGGAGGAGGAGCAGAAAGAGAUUAAGCAGAUUAAAGCUGGAUUGAUGAAGCAGCGUCUUUCCAAGAACGAGAGAAACUAAUCAUCGAAUCAUAAACAAAUGUUCAUGUUGCUGAUGACGAGCUGAAUAUUAGAAAGACAGCAGUGUAUAAGAAAGGCAUGAUGGCUGAACAGACCUGCUGAACAGAAAUGACAGAGAAACACAGAGAUGGAUUAACACUCAAUGCUAAAGCUCAAUGCUUUGCACAAGACACACUGUUGCACAGAAUCCCUUGCUUUAUACAGGCAGUGAUUAGGUGGAGCUGUUGUCAUAAUGUCACUUGCAGUGGAUGAGACAGCAGGUGAUCUCCCGGUGAGGGAUGUGGGCUUGAGAGCUGGACUGAUAACUCUUCUCGCAGACACAGAUCAUGACACCAGAAGCUGGAGAAGACAACCACAGGUGCUCAAGAUAAAAGAUCGUCAGCGAUUAUUCAGAGUACCACGCGAGCAGCUGGAGGACCAGUGUCACCGACUACAGGAGGAAAACACACUUCUCAAACAACACAGCCGCACACAAGAGCAAAAACUACGCAGGUUGUCAACUAAACUGCUGCGGUUAAAGCAUGGAUCAUCAGCUUCUGGUCGGGACGGAGAGCUGGAGGACACCAUUGAAGAGCUAGAGGCUCGUGUAGCGACCCUAGAGAGUCAGAAGGGGGCGCUACAGAGUAAACUUAAUUUAGCCAAGCAACACAUCCUAGAUCUGGGAGUCAGAACACAUAUCAGGCCACGAACAGGGCGAGGUGUAGACGGUGAUGGAGGGGUCAGACGAGCUGCCCAAACUGCUCCUGCCCGCUGUGGCAUCAGUUCCCUGGACGACACCAGAGGAGAGAUGGACCGAUUACUUGCUUUACUCAGAUCCACAGUCAUAGAAAGCCAGCAGGGCAGAGUGGCAGAGCUGGAGUUGACUGCUCAGUCACUAAGAGAAACACUCAGAGACAAAGAGAGAGAAAUCGAAGGUAUCGUUAAAGACCUGCGCAAACAACAAGUGGAUGGACACAGACUUAUUAUAAAAGAUAAUGUAGAUGUGAUCAGACUGCAGAAGCAGCUCUCUGAAAAGAGUGCGGCCCUUCUGGUUAUUCAGGAAAAGUUUGGCGGGCUUCAGGAGGCUUACGAGAAUCAGCUGGAGGAGGGCCAGAAGUCUUUAAAAGAGAGCCAGGAAGCACUGCUGGGGAAGGUGGAAGAACUGAGUGAGCAGCUGAAACAGGAGAAGCAAAGAGUGCUAACUCUCGAAGGUCAGCUCAGUGCGGCCACUUUUUCACUGCAGGCUCUGGGGGAGCUUCAGGAGAGGGUUUUAGACCUGGAGGGGGAGAGAAACCUCUUGAAGAAGAGCUAUGACUCCCUUCUGGAGAGCACUAUGUCCAUCCAGAACCAUCAAGGAGAUAAACAUGAAGAAAAAGAGGAAAGAAAGGAAGAGUUAAGAGAGGAAGGAUGGAGAGAGGAACUUCAGAGGCUUAAAGAAAGACUGGAGGAAGCAAGGAGUGAAAGGAAAACACUGGAGCAGGAGAAAGAACAGAUGAGGCAUGAGAUUGAUCAAGUUAAAAAGGAGAAGGAGCGAGAUAAAGAUAUGGUUAUGUUCCUCAGAGAAAAACACGACUGCUUGGAGCGAGAAGUGCUGCAACACAGACAGGAAGUCACAUUGUUGCAAGAGAAAUUAGACUCAGUUACAAAAGAGUUUGAUAUGAGUGUGGAGGAUCUGAGUGAGACUUUGCUGCAGAUUAAGGCCUUCAGAAUGCAGCAGGAGACUCAAGGUGUGAUGCGCUUUCUGAAAACAGAUGUAAAGUUUGAAGACACAUCAAGGGAUUUGACCGCAGUACAGGCCUCGUAUGCAGAAACAGUUUUAGAACUCCAGAAAACCAGAGACUUAUUAUUACUACAGCAUCGCCUUAACGCUGAUCUCCAGAAUGAGAUGACGACAGUUCUUGAAAAAUCUGAAAGCGAGAGAGAGGAGAACAGGAGGAGGGCAGAAGAAAAAGACAAGUUGUUAAAAAGCAGAGGCCUUCAGAUCAGCAAUUUGCAAGCUCAGCUCAAAGAGUUAGCAUAUAGCCCUAGAAACAAUAAGCGGGCCAUACCCCUGCAGUACACCUGGACAGGGCUAGAACAAGACUCAGUGCGGCCCACUGUGGAGAGUGCCAUAAUCACACAUCUGCAUGGAGGAGAAUCCCUUCUGGAGGUCCAUCUCACAGGAGCCACAUUCACACCACUUGGACUGAGACUCAUGGCACAAGACACAGGAGAGCACCAGGGGGUUGCGACUUUUUGCACCUAUGGCUUUCUAGAUUUUGAAGUCCUCUCAACUUCGUUAAUGUCAGGUGGUCAGCCAAAUUAUGGCUUCACGUCGCAAUAUGCUCUCUCUGCUUUUGACCUGGAGAAGCUCAUGGUUCAGGGUGGGUUCAUCGCUGUUGAACUGCAUCAGGCGCUCGGAGGGGUAAAAUUUCUGACACGAGGAAGAGCGAGGAUCUCGUUGAUGGAAGCACUACAGCGCAGAGGUGAACGAGUGAAAAACAGAACCAACCUCAUAGGAGUGGAUGGGGAAGUCAUAGGAAUCCUUGAGUUUUGGGUGUGUUUACAUCCUCAGGUGGAACGCACUGAACCUCAGAUGGAACGAGUAACAAGUAGAACUCCUGUAAGACACACCAGAGGCUCAGAGUGGGCUCAUGGGGAACCAGAGGAGAUGUAUGAUUUCGGUGUAGGCAUACCCAACGAGCUUGAGGUGGUUUUGGAGCGCUGUGUAGGUCUCAGUACCCGCUGGCCAGGCCUUCUCCCUGAUGCCUACCUGACGUAUCGCCUUUAUGACCUACCACCUCAUUCUACACCCAUAAUCCAAUGCUGUGUGGAUCCUGUCUUUGAAGACUCUGCAAGCUAUCCGUUAGCUGUAACCACAGAUGUACUAGAAUACCUGAAUGUGGGAAGUCUGUGGGUCUAUGUGUUUGAUGACGGCGACAGUCAGACGUCUCACACUUAUUUGGCAAAGACACCCAUUCCACUACGAUCCCUUGCAGCAGGCAGACCAAUCAGAGGUGAUUAUGUGCUUAGAGACCCUGCUGGAAGUCCAAGGGGAAUGGUGAGGGUCUCUCUCAGGUGGAAGUACCCCUUCCAGUCACCUGAAGUGCCCUCAAGACAAAGAGAAGGAGCAGAGAAGGAAAGGAUGAUGCCGAGUGCUGAAGUGUCACAGAGACCUAUUGCAAAGCCCAGGUCACAGCUUCGGCCUCCGUCUGGUCGUGAAGCCACUGACACUCACCAAUCCACACCCCUUCGAAAAUCUGAACGACAUUUGAUCACAUCCCAUCAGUCCCCAUCCAUUCAGGUGUCUGAAGCCAGUUCAGAUCGGCAGAAACCUCCAGCUCAGCCAUCGAGGUCAGUUAGAAGGAAGCACCGUCCUGCAACACUGUCCAACCAGAAACCCACAACUCCACCUUACCGGAGUUCUGCCAUGUCUACUCAAUCACCUGAUGCUAAUGCUGUUACUGACUUCAGAGCAUCGGUGUCAGAGCCGAGCACUCCACGGAGUCAAAGAAGCUGCAGAAGCGACUCUGAACAGGAAGUUGAAGAACAGGAUGAUGAAACAGAAGACAAAACUCAAAGUGACGUAGACGUCCUUCACUCUGAAGAAUCGAGAGAAUCAAAUGGAAGUGAUGUCGUCAUAAUUCCUCACCCUCCAAAGCCACAAAAAAAGGGAGACCGACUCAGAGUGGAAAUCCUUUCACUGUCUUUUAACCCUUCAUCCAGUAUUGCACUUGACCAGUCAGUGCAUCAGGUCUACGUAGAGUACCGCCUUCUAGGUGUUCCCAUGGAGACAACAGAAACCCCCAUGUCACUUCGUAAACCAACAGACGGGGAGGAAAUACACUAUAACUUUACACGAGUUAUCCAUGUGGAUUCAGUGGGAGCAGCUCCACUGAGACACUACCUCUACACCAUGCUGGAAGGCACUGACCCCAACCAGGGCAGGCUAAAGUUCACAGUGGUCAGUGAGCCCAUGAAGGAGCAAGAAGAAUGUGAAGAUGUCGGCUAUGCCUACUUGGAUUUACGAGAACUUCUGCUGACUGGAAAUGAUGUUAUUGAAAAACAAAUCAAUGUUGUCAGUCCGAAUGAAGAGCAGGAAGUGGUGGGAAAGCUGAAAGUCUCUGUAGAAGCUGCUCAGGCUCUGACUGGAAUCUAUCAGGAAUAUCAUCAGACUGUAAAGAGGAACAGAAGAGAUCCUCCAAGCAGCACAGAGGAUGAGGAAGAAGAAGGGACAAAGAAAAAGGAGGAGUUGCAUGUGCUCGAUUUUGAAGUUGACGAAGACAGUGAUUUUUAUUGAAACUCUCCUCUCAAACCAGGCUAGUCUCAAAAAGAACAUCAAUUGAUUUUUUUUAUAGAAAAAAAAAUGCUUUUGUGACAUUGUAACCAUAUUCAAUACUCAUCAAAUUGUUUUAUGUCGUCGUGCUGAAAUGCAAAAUCAAUGGAAAAUCCAAAAGGAGGAAGUUGCUUUAGGAACAUAAUAGUUUAUUUUAUUUAUUAAUUUAUUCGGUUUGGCUGGAACAAAACAGUUUUAACCAUUUUUAAAAUCUUUUAAGGUCAAAAUUAUUAGCCACCUUAAGAUUUUUUUUUUUGGAUUGGCUACAGAACAAACCACAUAACUAAGUUGUGUGACUAGUCAGAUUGGUUAAUGCAACCAGCCACUGAUGUUUUCCAUUCCAUUACUGAAAGCAGCUGUUCAGUUAUGAAUCUUGAAUAAACAACUCGGGUAAGCCAACUUGUUUGUGUGAUUGUGAUGGUUUGGGCUUCAAUGUCAUGGGAUUUCCUAGUUCCAAUACUUGUGCUAGAUGGACAUGUCACUGCUAAGGACUACCAAACUGUUCUGGAGGACCAUGUGCACCCAGUGGUUCAAACAUUGUAUCCUGGAAGCGGUACCGUGUAUCUGGAUGAGAAUGCACCAAUACACGCUGCAAGACCGGUGACAGAGUGGUUUAAUGAACAUGAAAAUCAACUUAAACCUCUUCCAUGGCCUGCACAAGCACCAGAUCCAAAUAUUAUAGAGCCACUUUUGGAGCAGUAAUUCAGAAAAUGUUCUCAACAAAUGUAACAUAGUGACCUGAUCCCUAUUCAGCAGGAAGGGCUCCAAAUCCCUCUGCCCUUUUAUAAUUAUAGACCUUUUAUUUAAAAAAUGUGAAUAAUUCCAUCGUGUUGAGGAAUCUGUCUUUCUGUUGUGAAAUCUUUCAUGAUUUUUACAAGCUAAGCAUAACAAAUGAGAAUUUAAUAUAAGUGCCAUAUAAAUGUAAGCAACUGCAUAUUCUUAUUUAAUUGCAGUGUUUGCCUCUUCACACAAUGAGUUUAAUAGUCCAUUUAUCAUCUACAUGUCAUACACAUUGACUAUUCACAUAAAAAAUAAAAAAAAUAAAAACAUGGAAAUGUUUCCCCCAAGGUUUGUUUAAGAGAUCACACUUCAAAGAAACAUUUGCAAAUCCAAAGUGGCUAAAUGGUGUACUCAGCUUGAUCCAUAUAUUUACUACUGAUAUAAGAAGUUAUUUUAAGGCAUUCAGAGCAGUUAAGCGUGAUCCACAAUGAUCCACAACAAAAUAACAUGCAAGCAUAAAAUCCUCAGGACA